UCCUAAUCAGUAAGGGAUGCGAAGAAUUGACUGCAAACUAUAAUGCAGCCGCUAACGAUAAAAUGGUUCUUAUCCAGUACGCUCCCAGCACACUCAAUUCCGCGUGUGAGCCUUCUUGAAUCUGGAACAUCGUUUGUGGGUCUGGAAAAUCCCCAUCAAAGACCCCACGAUUCUGAGAAAAAUUGCCAAAUGGGGAUUGUUACCAUUCGAAAAUCUUCAUGCUCCAACCCGUUCGGCCAACCAUAUUCUUUCAAAUCUCACAAGCAUUCUCGGGUGCACCCGACCCUGACAGGGUCGUUGUAUGCAUAAACUCGGUUCGUCGGAUCUACCCAUUUGAAACCGUCAACACAACCCUUUCGGUACAACCCCUCAAGAACUGUGGCCACCAUGUGUUCAAUCAUCACUUUUGUGCCCCAUGCUUUCCAUCUUUUCAACGAGGAAGGCAUGUUUGAUCAGCCACAGUCCUUCUGACAGGCAAAACAGGUGGCCCGCGGGAGCAAUGCCAUAGCAGAUCUCCCCACAAUAUGAGCUAUUCUCAAUACACUACCAAGCAUGGAACUGAAAUCCGGUGUAGAGCAAGUUGCUUGGCCCAACAACUAUGCCGUUCUUCUUCCCUACUCUUUGACCAUUCGUCCUGUUCAGCCUCAUCUUUUGUUUCCUUUUCGCUACUUUUUCGCCUUUCCCGCCUGCUCUGCUCAGUCAUGAUGCUUUUCAACUAUUAUUCUUGAUAUACACUUAUUUUAAUAACAACAAUCGAAUUGGAAUUCUAGUCUUGGAACUAGAUUUCUAUGGUUCCCCAUUCCUCGCUGGAAGAGGCUUCUCUUCCAUUUCAAUCUUUUAUUCGAAGCAACAUGGAGGAAACACCGCAGGAAGACUCCGAGGGGCCUGAUAAUAUCAUUUCCGUUCCAACAGCAACGAUCACAGUUGUACAACAAGUCACAGUACAGGAUGAGAAAUCUCUCAUUACAUCGCCACCAAGGCUAGAACUCCUUCGACGAGCACCUCAAAAUGAUAAUCAGGAACUCCAACGACUUUCGCAAAGCGCUGCGGAAGCUGUUCGGCAGGCUCAACAAUCGGCUUCCCAGUCGAUAGGAGAGAUACAACGACAAGCUGCAGAAGCGACAAGACAAGCUUCACAGUCGGCAGCACAGGCAGUACAACAAGCUCAACAACAAGCUCAACAAACCAUAGCAGAAAUCUCCAGAAGCGCUGAUCAAGCAGUAGCUGCUGCUACUCAAAGUGCAAAUCAAGCUGUGGCACAGGCGCGGUCUGAGGCAUCUCAAGCUGUCGAUAAGGCAAAUGAGCGUGCCCAAACGUCUCUUGUAAGAUGUCACAUAUAUAUUCUAACAUUAACAACACUAAUCUCUCAAUCAACAGGACAAAGCAGCGGCUCAAAUCAACACAGCUUCGACUGAAGUAGCUCUCGCCAUAGUUGGGAGUAUCAUCGCUUCGACUUUAAUAACAAUUCUUAUAUUCUUUCUGGUCAACAAACACAAAAAGGCGAAACGAAGAUUGGAAAGGAAGUCCAAAGAAAAAGAUCGUUCGCUAUCACCAACACCGUCGUACGGAGAACCCAACCGUUCCGCCUCAGAAAAGGCCGGUACAAACCCUGCAGCUCUAUCGAACGAGAGAGACGUGGGAGUCAACGAUAUGGCAACAACGCCUCGGGGAGGAGCGAUGAAGUACACCGAGGUUAAAUGGAAUCCUAACAACCCACCUCAAGCGCCCACGCUAGCAAAUUGGUUGAUGGUUCAAGAUGGAGUCAGCCCUUACCGUUCCAUUUCUCUUCCAACGGAUGAUGAAAAUGCGGGUCCUCUGGGAGGACAACUUAAGUCACCAUUACGAAGUAUUCCGCCAAAAUCCACAAACCCUUCCUACGGAUUCCCGAGUUCACCAACCGCCACGAGGGAAACUAGGAUACCUGGCGGAGACCUACCUUUCAGGCAAAAAGACUCAGCACGAGAAAGCGUUGCCGAAAUCGGUAAAGCAACCAUCAAACAAGGCAUCGUUCGUCAAAUCACCGUCUCCAAAACUCAACCGUCCCUUCGAAGCAAGCCUUCGAUUGCAAGCUCCCACACCCAAAAAGAUUCUAGAACCGACUUCCCAACUUACGUGGGACCACCUAAAUCAGAAAUAGAAAAGACAGCUCAGAGACAAAGUGGAGUCUCGGCUUGGAAAGAUGACAAACGUGGUUCAGAUAGAGCGCCUUCUUCGAUCUUCCCUUCUCCACCCACAACAGCGAGGGGAGAGGGCAACCGAAUGGACAUUCCCCAGACUAGAGGACCAGUAAGGACGACGGCUCAAUGGCUUGAGAGUAUUCGUAUUGCGGCGGAGGAAAAUCAACAAGAUGUUGUGACUAGUGAUGUUAGCAGUAUGUCUAGUGCUGGUAAAAGGAGUCUUGGAAGUGGCAGCGGUAUUGGGUUACCCUCGAAUCCUAGGAUUGGAGGUGGCUUGCCUGGGAACCCGAGAGGAGAUAGGAAGACGGCCAUUACCAGACAGGACACUGUCCAAAGUCAGCGGGGGGAGUUGGGUAACGUUGAAAGUGGAAGCCUCUCAACGAAUCAGCUGGGGAGUUUGAGGUCGAGAGCUUCAAGUGUAGGUACGAGGGGAAGAACAAACAGUGUUUCGAGAGUUGUUGACACACCUUCUGUUGGUAGGGCACUAUAACGAUAUGGCUGCAACUUUAUGGUCCUAGAGAGUUGAUGCUCCCGUUAUAUGGACAUGAUGGAGUUUUGUCGACAUACCAUAUUCUUUCACAUUUUUACUUCUAGCAGAUGGAAAGUUUAUGAAGAUAAAUAUAAACAAUAAUGAAAUAGUCCUUCUAUACUAUAAGCAAAAAAAAUGAAAUUCAAUAUGCC
Molecule: messenger RNA, 2858 nt
Organism: Hymenoscyphus albidus
Lineage: Eukaryota; Fungi; Ascomycota; Leotiomycetes; Helotiales; Helotiaceae
Source: the annotation of a GenBank genome assembly